Messenger RNA from Penicillium crustosum, 2262 nucleotides. Its product is annotated as putative signal transducer. NCBI's taxonomy places the organism in Eukaryota, Fungi, Ascomycota, Eurotiomycetes, Eurotiales, Aspergillaceae. The record is from RefSeq and is a predicted model, not a curated record. Gene Ontology annotation, cellular component: nucleus. The transcript is spliced from 3 exons. Gene Ontology annotation, biological process: regulation of DNA-templated transcription; chromatin remodeling. Bases 1 to 2262 code for a protein of 753 amino acids. Gene Ontology annotation, molecular function: ATP-dependent H2AZ histone chaperone activity.
AUGGCCGAUAUUAUGGAAGAAGACCCAUCGUCUGGGCUUCAAUCGUCGGAAGAAGAGGAGAUGCCCGUGGAGUCAUUGGUCAAAGGGCGCGCGAAACGAAGUACCGCAGGACUGCACAUGUCUGCCCUUCUUGAGGCCGCCGCGGAUGACGACUUGGCGCUUCUCUUUGAAGAAGUUGAAGACGAUAAUGAGUUUGCGGAUGAGUUAGACCCCGACGCAGAGGAUGAGUUGCUUGAAUCGUCGGACGAGGAUGAAGACCAAGGGCCGAAUGCGCAGAACGACUACGAGGGCGAACAGAAACUACAAAAAGACGAGCGCAAGAAGCGCAGAGCCCAGAAUGACCUCCGGUUCCAGACCUUGCGCAAACGAGUCAAGAUCGAUCCGACCGCCCCAUCCGCCAUGUCCGCCGCUCCUCGCCCGAAGAAAAAGUCGGAGCGUAUCUCGUGGAUUCCUACUGUGGAGGAUGGCCCUACUCGGCAAUCAUCGCGUCGACAGACCAUGGUCAACAAGGAGCUUACGCAUGCUCGUCUCAAGGACAGCCAGGAAAAACGAGUCCGCAUCAUCGCUAUAAUGAAGGAGGCAGAGAAGCGGAAGGCCCAUCUCAAACCGAAAGAGAUGACCCAGGAAGAUCAUCUUGCGGAAGCUGCAAGAGUGGAACGGCUGAAUAGCAAAAGUUUGAACCGCUGGGAGCUAUCGGAAAAAAGAAAGGCGGACGAAAGACGAGCGAGGAUCGAAGCACUACAAAAUCGCCGUCUUGAUGGUCCGGUGAUUUCCUACUGGAGUGGUGUGGCUACAUGGACGAACGGACGUCUCACAAGAGUUGGCAAGAUCGACAUCAAACCAAAGGCAGAUAAGGAGGAAUCGAGGAAGAAAAAGAAAGAGAAGGAAGAUAAGGAGAAGGCUGCAGCAGAGGCAAAGGCCUCGGGGUCUGCAACCAUUGUUGGACCCGCCUCUGUCUCUACCACAGGCACAUCACAACCGCCACCAGACUUCCAUGCAGUUUCUGCUCCCACGAAUCCAACUAAUCCCGCUCUACAUCCUCCCACCUCCACACUAGACCAAAAGACGCCUGAAAACAAGCCACCCGAAAAUGCCGCAGCUCCGACAGCAGAGAAUACAGAAACCCCCGUGGUAUCUUCUGAGGCGAUCGUCAACCAACCAGAUGUAAACUCUUCAGAGACGAAGACCAUCACGACACCUGCCGAGCAGAGCAAGGACAAUGCUGCGGAAAGCAAAGCUCCAGAGGUUGACGCAAAUACACUAGUACCACCCUCUGGGCAAGAUCAGUCCAUCGCCACCGAAAAGCAGUCCUCAGAGUCGUCUAAACAAUCGGACAGAAAGAUGUUUGCUAACGACGAUGCUAUGGAUAUUGAUCAACCUCCAGCGGCUGCAGCGGCUGCAGAUUCUACCAAGAUUGAUCAAAAUAUUCCAGAAUCAGCAGACCAGGCAAGCUUGGCCACUCCACAGGUUGCUGGUGCCCAACCGACUUCCACAGAGACGCCUACAUCACAUGCAGCGGGGACGGUUGUACAAGAACCGCCAGUGGACGAGUCUCGGCCAGUUGAAUCCGCCACUGCUAUCAGCCCUGGGAUUGCACUGGCCCCUAAAGCCUCGCCGGCCACUGCAGCACCUGGUCAAGCCACGGUGCCCGAAAACGCCCCAGUCCAGAGCCUAAACCAACCCUCCACAUUACAGUCCGAAUCACAAUUACCAAAUGGAAUGGUGAAUGAACCCGCACAACCACCACAACCCGAUAUUCCAGAACCCCCUCCAGUGAUCGAGCAUACGGGGCGCUGUCUCACGAUCUUGGAAAACUUUGAUUAUGCGACCGUCAACCAUCGCAAAUACAGCAUGUACUUCAACGCCAAGAAACCUGCUCGUUUGACCAAAAUCUCGUCAUCGCUUUGUGUCAUCACCUCAUUGCCUUCGCGUUACCGCGAUCCAGACACCGCUCUUCCCUACGCCAACUCAUACGCAUAUGGCCAAAUCCGCCGUCUGCUGUCGGAAGGGUAUAUCUGGAGCUCGAUGCUUGGAUGUUUUGUCGGCCCGGCCCAGGCAGCCCGCGGAGUGCCCGAGCGUUUUACAGGCAAGCCGGGUCCAGGUACAGUAAAACUGCAGACCGAUAAGGCUGAGGGCCAGGCCAGGUCUACUACAGGGAAGAGCAUAGACAGAAUGGCUAUCAACAGCGAGGUUCCCUCGACGCCUACCCCGUCCGCGACUCGCGCAGCGCCUCCAGAGCCAAUGGAGAUUGAUAAAGCAUGA